Messenger RNA from Passer domesticus (house sparrow), 12039 nucleotides. RefSeq names its product Rho guanine nucleotide exchange factor 7 (gene ARHGEF7). Gene Ontology annotation, cellular component: cytoplasm; lamellipodium. NCBI's taxonomy places the organism in Eukaryota, Metazoa, Chordata, Aves, Passeriformes, Passeridae. Gene Ontology annotation, biological process: intracellular signal transduction; lamellipodium assembly. The record is from RefSeq and is a predicted model, not a curated record. Bases 6711 to 9053 code for a protein of 780 amino acids. Gene Ontology annotation, molecular function: protein binding; guanyl-nucleotide exchange factor activity. The transcript is spliced from 21 exons.
AGUUUAGCUGAUGUGUACUUUUUUUAAUUGUAGAAAAUAACUCUACAAUUCAAGUAUGCCAGAAGCAGACUCUCCCUUCACGACAUUUGAAACCUAGUUGAAAAUUUCCUGAAUAUAUCAACUUCCUCUUUCCUGGGAACUGGUUUAAUCUGAGCUUUAAAGUAUUUAUGAUGUCACUACUCAGUUCAGCCAUUGGGAAGGAGAUGAUUUAAUUCUGAGUGCUUAUGUUCAUUAACUACUUCCAGACGCUGGCCAGGCCCUUUGGGCAUCCUGUUUUGGUAUUCUUAAUCACUGUCAUUGUUGCUCUGGUGUGAUUUUGAUUUCCACUGUGACUGACUGAUCUAUUUCAGGUCAGUUUUCCUUUUCAGUGCUUCCGAUACUUUGAGUUAGCAUGAAGCAUUGGUCCGGAGUUUGUGCCAGAGACCUUUUUUAGAUUGUUCUUUCAUUAAAGCUUUUUCAUGACUUGUUUCUUUUUAACUUAUUACUGAGGAAAAAAAAGUCUGGAAGAAAAUGCAAAUGUAUGAAAAUGAUGAUGCCAUAAUGUAUGUUUCUGCUCUAAAAUGGGAACAGUUUACAGAUACUGUUGCAGUAACUUUACUCGAAAGUUUCAUGUUCAUCUGUGGAUUAUGGAGGAGAAGGUGGGGUGCUGAUCUGUGAGCUAUUGUACUGCAGGGCGUGAUAGUCAUGCACUAAACUGAAAUUCAGGAAGGUUUAUGUUCUCCAUGCUGCUCCAUCAUGUCAGUGUUGGAUGGGGUUGGUGAAAGGAUAAGUGCCCAACACAGCCUGAAGUAGCAGAAACUGUGGAAUCGGAGUAGCUUCCCAAAAUCAUAACGUAACACUAUGAUUUAAAAAGCAGUGCAGCCACUCAAGGGACCAGCUACUCCCCUUACUUGCCAUUCUUCAUGUCUGAGAAGGAUUGUAGUCUUGGGAAGUGCCCAGUUGAUAGUGUUACAGACAUCACAUGGACUUGGAAGAUCAAAGUCUGCCAGAUCUUCCAUUUUUUUGUAAUUGCAAGUUAUUGACAAAUAUACUCAAACAGAUUACUAGCAUCUGGCUUGUAGGCAGCCCUAAAAACUGACUUCACAAGCUUUCUCAUGUGAUAUUAAUCUUUAAUGGACUAUUCAUACAAGAAGGCAGUGGUUUCAUGAAAUAGGUGUCUGCUCUCAAAAUCAGCAUCACAGUCCUGGAGUAGUUGUUAGCUUUGUUCUUGUGAUGGGUAGGGUUGUGAGGAGAGAAGUGAGGCCUAGAAGCUGCUAUCCUUCUCUGCAGUCUAUUUCACUGGGAAAACCCUUUACCUUGCUCAUGUGGUUUUCUCUGGGAAAAUAACUAUUUAACCAUGUUCUUGUUUGUAAGAUGUACUGGCAAUGUCUGCCUUGUGUGGUUACUAGUGAAAAUUAAGUUUCCCCAUUUUUAUCACUGCUUACUCUGCUUGAUAGCAGAGCUGUCUGUAUUUCACAAUGUAUACUUGUUUUUUUGUUGUUCUCACUGCUGUGUGUCUUCUUACUUGGACACAGUAUUCCCUUUGCAUUUUGGCCUGCAUUUCCACAUCUGUGUUUCCUGAUUUAUUUUCGGAGACUAGCUUACAUGGUUGUCUUUGUAUACCACGAAGAGAUGGGUUUUGCUGGCUGAAUAACCUGAAUUUCUCAGGGUAUGUUUCUGGCCAAUUUUCCUGUUGAGGUGCCUCUCUUCAUUGGCACUAGAAGGUGCUUAUGCAAUUGCUCUUUCAGCCAAGCAUGUAGGUGUAACCUGUUACAUUGGCAAGAACUGAGACGUCUCAGCUUCGGUGUCCCAAUCAAAUUUUCUUUGGUAAUUUAAUUCCAAGAACUUUUAUUUUUGCCUCUAGUUCCAGGAGUGUGAGCUUCCUUAAGCCAUGUUACUCAAUUGUGUAUUAAUGCUGUGUGCUACUGAAUGCUGUGUCAGCUGAGAUUAUCACUUUGUGAUAUCAUCUGUAAACCAAAACCUAUAAAGCAAUUUGAAAAUGUUUUACGAUGAAGGUGUAAUAAAUGUAGUUUUUCUUUUGCUGUGCAGGUAGAAAUUUGGAAUAGGCUUUUCUUAUGUUUUCUUACUUACAGAAGUGUAGGCAGUGCUAAUCUUUCUAUUUAUGCUUUUUAAAUUACAUCUUGCUUUGCUACUACUAGCAAAGUAGUUGGUGUUUAUGCUCAAAAGUACUAAAUUCUAUGAUGUCUUACAAAAGAAUUCAUUUGAGGAUACAAACUUGCAGUGCUACAUUCUAAAAACAGAUUUGGAAAGCAUAAGAAAUUGUACAGUUCAUCUCCAAAAGGAAACAUAGCAUUUCUUUGUGUUUCUUUUUUUAAAUGCUAUUUUUGCUUUUGUUGAUGAAAAAUAGGUUGUGUAUGUGAGACGUUUACUUUGAAGCACUUUCUUAGGUGAAAUGUUGUUUAGUAUUUGAAAUUGAUGGUCUGUAGAAUCCUUAGUGCUUUGAUGUGUCUGAGUUUGGGCAAAAAUUCUUGGAGCUGGAAAGCUUUAGGAUUCUAAAACAGGUUUUUUAACCUUUGUCCUCUUUGGAUUUGUGUUUUAAAUGUGUAUCUGGAUGCAUGCACACACAGAUGUGCACACAGACACUCCAAACUUCCAUAUACAUUUUUACAGCUGGUUUUGCUUGUUUUUGUAGAUAACAUGUUAUGCCUUAAAAGUUCAGAAAUUAAAGCAUUACUAGUUGCAGGAAUUGCUAGUUGCUUUCUAGGUGAUGUGGUGUUUUAGUACAGUUUAGGUUUUUACUUUUGAGAACAGGUUUAUAUGAGCAGCAAAAUUUAUUCCAGACCAUCUCUUAAGUUUUAUUUAUUCUUUACCACUGAUGUUUCUCUUGUGAAAUGUUACCAAAUGGUACAGAAAUAAUGUACUGCAGGUCUGGUUUUCCAGUUAUUUUCAAACCUUUCCUUUUAUCUUACUCUCAAUUUUUGAAAGAGAACUUAUUUUUUUUUUAGCUUUCUUUUGUGCUGUACAAUGCUACAUUUGGGCAACAGUAUGCUUCAUAGAGAUUUCCAGAACAUUUGUAAUCAUCUCUUCUCCCCUCACCCCUUCCUUUCCUCUCAGUUGUCAUAGUUCCCUGCUUUUCUUAUCUCUCCUUUUACUGCUGCAGCUUUCAGAUGAUAAUGCACAGCUCGAGCAGCAGCUGCUGCGUAAUAGCUGCAGCACCACUUAGAGCUGACCUAAUGUGAGAAUAAAUGAACAAAUCUGUGAUUUGCUUGUAGGCUUACCUACAGCAUCUUUUUUUUUCAGCCUGGGUAUAUUAGAUGUCAUCACUGGAAGGUGAACUGUGGAUGGCCUCUGUGGCAUCCCCUUUCCAGCUGCUCCAAGGAUUGUCGCACAGCAAAGAAAGUUGUUGGGAUUCCUAGUGCUUUUUGCAAUCACCUGUUUCUGAACACGAGUUGCUUUUUUUUCCCUACCACCUCUUUAUUCUUGCUCCCGUGGCCAAGAGCAGGGCAGUGUGUGCAGCAGGAGCAGGUGGAGCGCCACGUUGCCGUGUCACGCUGUGCUUUGCCAAGCCACCCUGCUCAUUUCCUUUCAUUUCCGCCGGCUGAGCGAGCCAAUGUUCUCCUAAGCUUUUGCACGAGGGGCCUGAGGCUGCAAAACCGAGCUGGGAAGUGUCCUGCUGGUUUAGUACACACAGCCCAGGCUUCCAGCUUAUUUUGGGCUGGCUGCUGAGGUUAGCAGCAGCUGCCCUAUCUGUGCUGCACAGAUGCCUGGGCUGCUCCCCAGCUGCUGCAGCUGGUGGUGCAGUACUGUAAAGAAAGCUGUCACCUAUUUGUGUCAGAUGAUUCAAGUGUUAGUACUCACUGGGAAUACUGUACCUGUGUAUAUUCAAGGCAGUAAUUUAGCAAGGAAAAAAUAUUCUAUUUUACUUUUAACCAGUAUAUGAACUUCUCUUGCUAUCACUGUUAGAUACAGCCUUACUGAUACUCUCCUGGUUUAAGGAUAGAAACAAGUUAAGGUUUGUAGAAGACAUAUUAAAAGACAGUGUGUGUCAGAAGAAAGCUUGGCUGAACUACCCCCCAGUUUUUUUAUUUCCUGUCUUCAGUUGUAGACUUUGCUUUAUCAGGGGAAGUACCUUUAUUUUAAAAAUACUUCCUCCAUAACUAGAUUCUGACUUUAAGGUCUAGAAAGGGGAGAUAAAAUAGUAUGAAGGUUACAUGAGGCCUUAAAACUGACUGGUUUGAAGAAAAGGAUCUUGCUGCAGGCUUACUGCAUGCUGUAGUCUGCUGUCACCAGAUGUAUUUUCAGCUUUAUUUUCUCAUUUCCUUUUCUUUCAUCAAGCUCUCUGGUAGUGUUUUUUUCCUUUCAGUAGGUACUGGUUGUUGCAGGGACACGAGGAUAAGCAUGUUCUAUUAGUUUUAUUUCCUUAUUGCUAUUAGAUGAGAAACACUGAACAGUAGUCUCCAUCCACUGGGGGUUAGUGGUUUAGAAGACUUAAUAAUACAUUCAGGUAAUUUUGAAUGUUAAGGAGUUUAAGCAGAUCCAUGCAGAGUUUAAUCUUGUUUAGAAUCAGAGGGUAAAUGUGGUAGUCAAACAGCCAGUAUGGAUUAAAUUAAUCUCUAAGGCAUUUUGUUUGAUGUUGAAAUAUCAGUGAUGGAAAAGUGAAAAUGGCUGUCAUGAAGUGAGUUUAAAAACUGGCUUAUUAAUAAACUUCAUUAUAAUUCCAAAUGGAGAAUGACCAUCCAGUUUAUAUCUUGCUGUAGGGGUUUUGCUGCCAUUGCUACUUAACCACAUUAUGUAACAUUUUGUUAAUGACCUGGAAGAGGUCAUAGAAUUGUUAUCAAUAAAGUAUGUAGCCAGUUGAAAUCUGAGGGCAGAAAAUGCAUAUACAGUUGUGGGAAGCCAGCCUUGUGUGCUUGGGAUUAGUGUGGUGUGUGGAAAGGGAAGCCAGGAUCUGUGGGUGGGGGUGGGCAAUUGGCAGGCCUUGGCAGUCAGUGACCAAAAGUGCCAGAGUGCUCUGGAGUGUUGUUGAUAGUGCUGUUUGUAGGUCACUGCCAGCCUGGUCUGGUCUGCCUUUAGAACAUGGUAUCCUUUGGGGUGGUGUUGUGGUGCAGCCCCAGGCAGCCACAGUCUCACUCUGCCCUGGUGGGAUGGGGGGGAGAUUCAGAAGGGUACAGGUGAGAGAAAACUCCUCAGGUGAGAUAAAGACACUGUACCCACUGUAAUGGGUACAGCUGAAGCUGUGCACGCCAGCACAGCAGAACAAGGAGUGAAUCCAUUACUUCCCACGAGCAGGCAGAUGGAUGUUCAGCUAUCUCCAGGAAAGCCAGGCUGCAUCACUCCUAGUGGUGACUUGGGGAUACAAACACCAUUGCUCUGAGCAUCACCCCAUUCUCCUCCUCUCAUCUUAAUGCUUAUGUAAGGCAUAUGUGCACGUGGGCAAUUCUGUGGUAUUUAAUAACAAUGGCAUAGUUAAACAGUUUCUUCAAAAGAUUUGGCUUAGCUGGGUCCUCAUCUGAUCUGUUUUAUGAUGGUUUUAUUCUUGUAUUCCUACUAAUGUUUAAUCUGACUCUUGGUGAAAAGUAAGGAUUGAAUGGACAAGAGGGUGAAUUUUGUCACAGGAAGUUGCCUGGAAGUUGAGGAUAUAUUGGAAAUAUUUUUUUCCAUAAAGCUUUAAUAUCUGUAUAAUACCUCUUGCUUACUAUUUGAAAGACAAAUCUUAAUAUUUGCAAAGUAAUACCUUUCUAAGUGUUUGUAUUUUUAGGCUUACAGGGCUGUAGGGAUGUGCAGCUUUGAAUUCAUGUUGUGCUUCUGCUGUGAUUAGAAAAGUGGGUUAUUCCAGUAUUAUAGAAGUAAUUUAGUAUGCCGACCUUAUUAUUUGUGUUAUAAAAAUAGUUUGGCUUGAUAUUUGGAUCUCAAAAUCCAGCUUUGAUUUUGGCAAUUGAAGAAUUGGGAGUGCUGUAUGGUGGAGGGGGUUUGCUUGCCAUCCAGUGUCACUGAAUGAGAAUUUACUGUUUUUAACAUCAAGAUAAAUUUUGAGGGUCAGUUCUACAGCUGAUUUGUCCAUAAUUACCAGAAUAAAGAUUACAGGCCACAUGCAAGUCAGACUUCCCUUGAAAACCUGGAGUAGAUUGUUUUCUCUGGCUACUUGAUUUUCUUACUCUGUCAAAAUUUUCAGAUAUAUUAUGAAAUGAGCAAACCUCUACUAAGAUGGAAGAAGGGUGUAAAUGGUCAGCAGGGUUUUUUUUGUUUGUUUUUGUUUUGUUAUGGUGGGGUAUUUUUUUGUGUGGGUUGUGUAUUUCUUUGUGGUUUUUUUUUGACAUAAGGGUUUUAUAAUCAAGUAUUAUCCUCAAAAGUUUAGAACACUUAUGUUAUUUCCCUCACCUUUCACCUCUCUAGGUUAGUUAUUUCUUUGCUAUGUUAGGAGAAGACCCCUCUGGAGGGUGUCAUGUCCCCCUCCCCCUUUCUUGUUGGCUGCUGCUGAACACACUGGCCAUGAGCUGCUGAGGGUGGCUUCCUGUCAGAGUUGCUUCAUGUAAAAUCACAAGGAAGCAAGUGUUUCUUGUAUCCUCCCAUUGUGCUGUUUCCUGUGGAGCAGACUGGAUGCAUGUCCUGGAUACAGGUUUUUUAUGGCACUCUACGUGUUGGGAUGAUCCAAUCAAAUUGUUCUUGGUAUCCCUAUAGUCUGAGCGUAGCAGGAAACGAGGCUUCCUCUCAACCUUUUGUUCUCAAGUUAGCCUGACUGUGGAGAGCUCUUGGCUCUAUCAGAAUCCAGAAUGAAGACUUUUGAUGCAAAUGACCUGUAUCAGGGACAGAAUUUCAGCAAAGUUCUUAGCUCUCUUGUGGCUUUAAAUAAGGUGACUGCAGACAUAGGGCUGGGCAGUGACUCUGUAUGUGCACGUCCCUCAUCUCAUCGGAUAAAAUCCUUUGAUUCUUUGGGAUCCCAGUCUUCACACAGUAGAACUUCAAAACUCUUUCAGGGACAGUAUCGGAGUUUGGACAUGACAGAUAACGGCAACCAUCAGUUGGUGGUGAGAGCCAAAUUUAAUUUUCAACAGACAAAUGAAGAUGAACUUUCUUUUUCAAAAGGCGAUAUUAUUCAUGUUACAAGAGUGGAAGAAGGAGGCUGGUGGGAAGGAACUUUGAAUGGAAAAACAGGGUGGUUUCCAAGUAACUACGUACGAGAAAUUAAAUCAAAUGAAAAACCAGUCUCCCCCAAAUCAGGUACAUUGAAGAGUCCACCUAAAGGCUUUGAUACAUCUGCAAUUAACAAAAGUUAUUACAAUGUGGUGCUACAAAAUAUAUUAGAAACAGAAAAUGAAUAUGCUAAGGAGCUACAAACAAUGCUUUCAAACUACCUGCGACCAUUACAAGCCAGUGAAAAGUUAACCUCGACAAAUACUUCAUACUUAAUGGGAAACCUGGAAGAAAUAAGUUCUUUCCAGCAAAUGCUUGUACAGUCUUUAGAAGAAUGCACCAAGUUGCCUGAAGCUCAGCAGAGGGUUGGAGGAUGUUUUCUAAAUUUGAUGCCACAAAUGAAAAGCUUAUACCUUACAUACUGUGCCAACCACCCAUCAGCAGUAAAUGUCCUCACAGAACACAGUGAGGAACUAGGAGAAUUCAUGGAGAUGAAAGGUGCAAACAGCCCUGGGAUCCUUGUGCUGACCACGGGCCUCAGCAAACCUUUUAUGCGUCUGGAUAAAUACCCCACGUUACUCAAAGAACUUGAAAGGCACAUGGAGGAUUAUCAUCCGGAUCGUCCAGAUAUUCAAAAAUCCAUGACUGCCUUCAAAAAUCUUUCUGCACAGUGUCAAGAAGUACGGAAACGGAAAGAACUUGAACUGCAAAUACUGACAGAAGCUAUUCGCUGCUGGGAGGGAGAGGACAUCAAAACACUUGGCAAUGUCAUUUACAUGUCCCAAGUCAUGAUUCAGUGUGCUGGAAGUGAGGAGAAGAAUGAAAGGUAUCUUCUUCUCUUCCCUAACAUUUUGCUGAUGUUGUCUGCCAGCCCAAGAAUGAGUGGCUUUAUCUAUCAGGGAAAACUGCCUAUGACAGGAAUGACUAUUACAAAGCUAGAAGACAGUGAAAACCAUAAAAAUGCAUUUGAAAUAUCAGGAAAUAUGAUUGAAAGGAUAUUAGUAUCUUGUAACAACCAACAAGAUUUGCAUGAAUGGGUGGAUCACCUGCAGAAGCAAACCAAAGUCACAAGUGUUGGGAAUCCCACCAUUAAACCUCACUCUGUGCCAUCUCACACGCUUCCUUCCCACCCAGUGACUCCCUCCAGCAAGCAUUCAGACAGCAAGCCAAUACCACUGACUCCUGCCUACCACACUCUCCCUCAUCCCUCUCAUCAUGGGACUCCACACACCACGAUAAACUGGGGACCGCUGGAGCCUCCCAAGACGCCCAAGCCUUGGAGCCUGAGCUGCCUGCGGCCCGCGCCUCCCCUGCGGCCCUCAGCAGCUCUGUGCUAUAAAGAGGAUCUCAGUAAAAGCCCUAAAACCAUGAAAAAGCUGCUUCCCAAACGCAAGCCAGAGCGGAAGCCAUCGGAUGAAGAGUUUGCACUGAGAAAAAGUACAGCUGCUUUAGAAGAAGAUGCUCAAAUUCUUAAAGUCAUUGAAGCAUAUUGCACAAGUGCCAAAACGCGUCAGACAUUAAAUUCAACAUGGCAAGGCACUGACCUGAUGCAUAAUCACGUCUUGGCUGAUGAUGACCAAUCAAGUCUAGACUCCUUGGGUCGUCGCAGUAGCCUUUCUCGUUUGGAGCCUUCAGACCUCUCAGAAGACUCUGACUAUGACAGUAUAUGGACAGCCCAUAGUUACAGAAUGGGGUCUACAUCUCGUUCCCGUAAAGAAUCAGCUCCUCAAGUCCUGCUUCCAGAAGAAGAAAAAAUUAUUGUAGAAGAAACUAAAAGUAAUGGUCAGACUGUUAUAGAAGAGAAAAGCCUUGUUGACACAGUAUAUGCAUUAAAGGAUGAAGUACAGGAGUUAAGACAGGAUAACAAAAAGAUGAAGAAAUCAUUAGAAGAGGAACAAAGAGCUCGCAAGGACUUGGAGAAGCUUGUUAGAAAAGUUUUAAAGAAUAUGAAUGAUCCAUCUUGGGAUGAAACCAACUUAUAACCACUUUUUCUUUUCCCCUUCUUUCUAUUGAAAGACCAGUUGUAGAACUGAGCUGGGAAGCCUUCUGACAUUAGUCAGUGUUGCAUCAAGAGCACUAUAAAACAGGAUUUAACUGGAUCUAGUGAUUUCUUGCUCUGAACAUACAGAAAGAGUCAAGCCAUUUACUGCAGCAAUCUGUACUUUAAGCAUGGAGACUGUGGAUCCUGAACUCUACUAAACUUAAUUUGUUUGCAUCCAAAUUACCUCAUUUUGCAGAAAGUGCAGCACCUGACUAAAAGUCCAUGUUUUUCAGUGGCUUUUUAAUUAAAUAUAUAUUUUUCUUGUAAAUAGCUGUAAUUUAGAAUGCAUAUGUGAUUGAUGUAUCAGGGCUGAUAUGUUGGGGUUUUUUUCUUGUGUUAUUAUAAUGGUCACAAGUGUUAGAAAUGAUGGCAGUACUGUCUUACCUAAGAAAGGUCAGAGUUCCUUGUGGAUAAUUAUGAAUUAGUUCCAAAUUACCCACUCACCACACAUGCAAAUUUAAACCCCUGUUUUUCCUAUUUACCACUAUAUUUAAAUUCUUUACUGUUACCUGUUACUUUAAACAGUUUACAGUUCCUUAAGAACAGUAUUAAAAUACAGGAAAUUGUUUAUUGACAGUAGAAACAAUUUUUAACAAAUCUAAUGCCCACAAUUUACAUUCACAUACACUUGUUUGCAGACUAAUCUGUUGUGCUUUGGCCACCAAAAGACUGAUGUACUUGCCUGCUUUUUAUGACUGUGAUUUUUAGGUGUUUAUGUACUACAUUUUCUAUUGUUGUGCUUAAACAUACAGCUGACUGAUAACAGAUCAUACAGUUUGUUUAAAGGAAAAAAUCAAUCUAAUCCAGAAUUUUGUGAAUAAAUUGUUGCUAUUUAUAUUUUAUGGUCACAGCAGUUAAAUGUUAGCUAACCUUUGUGCAUAAGACACAUGGGCUAGGCCAAACUUCAUUCAGAGCUUUGUUUCUAUACCACUAUAUAAGACUCUCUGUUUGGAGUUCCCAUACUGUGGAAGCAGUCAUUCCUUUCCCACCCUUUUUUCUUUGCAUGUUGCUGAUUUCUGUCCUACUGGGAUUUAAAUGGAAAGAAAUGUGGAAUUAAGAUUUUUUUUAAUCGUACUGUAACUCAUAAUUUGCACUGCUGACAGAUUUUAAAAUACAUAAAGGAACAUUAAUUCCCUAGCCUGAUAGGUGCAAUCACUGCAGUUUCUUGUAUUUAAGAUAGGAGAUGAUACAUCACUGCAAACGGUGAGCUUCAGAUGAAGCACUUAAAAUACUAAUCCCAUUAAAGCUCAUUGUUUUCAUGGAUUUCAUCAAACUUUGGAUUUGACUCCAGACAGUGCAGCUUUCUGAGGGGUUUGCGUUCAGUUGAGUCAGAAGUGCAGGUAUAGCACAGACUUGAGUCACACCGUUUGUCAUUCUGAUUUUCUACUGCUCUUUUAACUCCUGCUAAAUGUAACGCUCAGCGUUGAGCAAAUGUUUGUACGAACUUUAGUGAGUUGGAGCCAGGAUGAUUUGGGUUGUAAGAAUUGUCAUGCACAUUUUGAAUCUAAUGAAAAAUCUACUUUUAAAGCUACCCACUUUUUUCAGUCAAGAACAGCUUUUUUUAAAUAGGAAGUUCUGUCAAUGAUUACAUACUUGAGAAACAAUUCUAUGGGAAUGGAUGCUUCAUAACCUGAGUAGACAAGUUGUCUCUUUUAGAAAGCUGAAUAUAUUUGUGUCUUGUGUUCCUGCAAUUUAAAAAUGUUUUCCUUUAAUUCUAAAGGAGGAGAAAAUGAAAAACAUCUACAUUACCAGUUCUAUAUAUUCACAGAAUUUUAAAUUUGUUCAUUAUUGUUACCAAAAUCUUCCCUUGAUGUUUGCGGUUGCACAAAAUUGUGGACUGACGUUUUAUUUAUCUUCGCAUUUGGAAAACAUCCUUGCUAAAAACUAAGUGAUACUAACCCCUGCAAAUGCAUGCUAUCAUGGCCAAAUUUAGACUUGGGGAAGCCAAUAUAAUUAGAAUUUUGCUAACAUUUUCACUUUUUGACAUCCAGGGUAUUUUCAGAGUGAUUUUUAAUUUUCAAUUCAGCAUAUGUGAAAGGACAUUCCAGAGGAAGAAGUAUAAAAGGAAAACAUUAAGCUUAGCAGUAUUUAGCAAAUUUUAACUCAGGAACAACUUCCAUCAUAACAAUUUGUUUUGCAUUAUAUUGUAAAGAGUGCUGUUGCUAUGUAAAUCUGCUGACUCUUAGUACCUGUGAUAUUAAUAAUUUCUGACAGUACCCCUACAUUGACAUCUAAUGAACAUGCCUUAAACACUGGGAUGAAGCAGUUGUUAAGUAUGACCAGGACUUAGGGACUGAUUUUAUUCAAGGUGUAUUGGGAGGACUAAUUUUUACCAACACACACACACACAAAAAAAGGAGGCAGAAAAGAGAACUGACCUAAUGUUGUAGGUAUGUACCUAAUGUUUGUCUCCAGUGCAGAGAGCAGCUUCUGACUUUUGGGAACCAAGAAGCACCUGAACUUGUUUUCAUUUGCAAUUUGUUACAGUGUAUAUAGAUUGUAAAUGUCACCAUGGACCUUCUGAAUUGUUGGAAACUUUACAUAAGCAUGGAUAAAUGGGGCACUGUUUAUUUAACCUAUUAAAGGGUUGUUUGUUUGCUCUCAUCAUUUAGGGAUGAGGAGAUGAAGCCAUUUCUUAUCCUAUAGAUGUGAAGCACUUUCAGUACUGAAUUGUCCAAAAUGUAGCAUAACAUUUCUCUGUACUUACUGAUGUAUGUGUGUUUGUCUCACCAUGUCAUGACAUCCUAAAGAUUGAAUAACUGACUGCUUUUGUAUAAACCUUUUUAAUGCAAAUCAUUUAGGGAAUUUAGAGUAUCUGUUUACAGUGUCUGUGAAGAACUCUAGUUUAGAUGUCACAAUAAUAUCCUGGUAUCCACUACUAAAGCUUUUAUGCUACAUUGUAAUUAAACCAUGAAUUUUUUCCCCUA